AUGGAGCGAGGUCCUAUGACUACUCGACAGGAAACCAUUACCCUUCAUCGUUUUGCGAUGGACCCAUUGCAGUUCUGCGCGUCGCCAUUCGUCAAUAAAUUGGAUGCUCUGCUGACGUUUUCGGGAGUGAAGAAUAUCAAAUAUCAAGGGGGGCUGCCUAGUCAGGCUCCACGUGGAAAAUUCCCCUUUAUCAUCUUGGAAGGAACCGCAGUUCCUGACUCUGAAUUGGCAUACGGACACUGUAUCGACAAGGGAAUACUUCAAUGUCUCGAUGAAGGCGCGGGAUUGAACGCAAAGGAACUCGCUCUCUCGGUGUCCAUCCGAGCACUUGUCGAGAAUG
This is a messenger RNA of Acaulospora colombiana, 340 nucleotides long. Lineage: Eukaryota; Fungi; Glomeromycota; Glomeromycetes; Diversisporales; Acaulosporaceae. The record is from the annotation of a GenBank genome assembly.